This is a messenger RNA of Rhodofomes roseus, 1339 nucleotides long. RefSeq lists its product as uncharacterized. The transcript is spliced from 4 exons. NCBI's taxonomy places the organism in Eukaryota, Fungi, Basidiomycota, Agaricomycetes, Polyporales, Fomitopsidaceae. The coding region runs from base 244 to 1197 and encodes 317 amino acids. The record is from RefSeq and is a predicted model, not a curated record.
GUGCAGCGUGACUAACUCUGCUCAGGCUCGCGCCAUCUCCUGACUAGUGAACUCCUGGACUCGGCUUGUUGCGCGGGUUCAAAGGGGCGAGCACUGCAUCGGAUGUAAGGAGCAGGUUCCGAGAGGGCUCCAACGUACACCCGGUUCCUUUAUAUACCACAGAGGUGGCGAUUGACCUCGGUCUGUUUGCUUGGGUUCUGUGAGUCAUCUUCAGCUUUCUACUCGUAAACUAGACAAAUCACAAUGGAGCUUGGUUUGAUUCGUUCGGUGGAUUCGGAGGCAUCGUACCCUCAUGUCCUUCCUUUAGAAUUGAUUCACGAAGUCUUUCUUCACGCAUGCGUAGGAGACGCACCAUUCGCCGCAUCCUUAUCCCUGGUCUGCAAGACCGCGCACGAAUGGCUCCAGCCCGUGCUAUACCGGUCUGUCGUCCUCACCUCCUCACGCCAAAUCAUAGCCUUCGAGCGCACGCUCCGGCUCUCCCCACCCAGUGCCUCCCUCGACAGCGCCGUGCAGCACCUCUGGCUCGGGCCCAAGAGCUCGCACGCCGAGCGCGACCUCUCCUACGCCUCCACCGCAUGGCCCAUCACACUGCUGCACCAAAUUCUCGCGCGGUGCAGCUCCCUUACUUCGGUCGCGCUCGUCAACCUCGCGCAGCACCUCAUGUACCGCAUCGCUGGCGUCGUUCCGCUGCGCGUCACGUCGAUCCACGUGGGGCCCGUGCACGGGCACCUCGACACGCGCCACCUGCGCUGCACGCAAGCCCUGCGCUGCGUGACGAGCAUGGACACGUACCUCUCCGACUGGGAAGUCCAGCAGCUCGCGAGCACGCCGUUCCUCCGGCGCCUCCGCAGAUUUUACAGCACGCGCACGGCGAUCGAGUAUGCAUUCGACCAGCUCGCGGCGGUGCGUGGCGCGAGCGGCCUGGAGCAGAUGGAGAUACUGUGCUGCACGGGCGCAAAGGAUAUCGAGGGUACGCUCGAGAUACUCAGAGGAAUGGCGAAGGGGAAAGAGGGGAGCGACGACCAGCGGGUGAUCAUCAGUGCGCGGAGUAGUUGCGACGGAGAUAGGCUUGCCGAUGGUAUCCGCGCAUUCUAUGAUGAUUGGGUCAAUAGCCUUGGGGAUGAUACACCUAGCUGUGUCGCAGCGGGCAUGUACCGCAGCAUAUCCUGCAAGACCGCUGUUGCCACCGAGGAUUGAUCACGUUGUGUUGUAGUGACUUCAUACUAACCCUUCACGCAUCCAUAUACCUUUUGCUUCAUAUCUGGCGCAUGUACACAUUUCUAUCUUACCGUGCGAUCCUCCAAUGGCCAGGAUAAUUAAAAGACAUCAUGCAUGGCGA